Messenger RNA from Rotaria sp. Silwood1, 819 nucleotides. NCBI's taxonomy places the organism in Eukaryota, Metazoa, Rotifera, Eurotatoria, Philodinida, Philodinidae. The record is from the annotation of a GenBank genome assembly.
AUGGCAUCACCGGGUGACACUUUGAAAAAUAGUCUAUUUGGACAACUUAAAUCAUAUAGUAAUGCUGUUCAUGAUGUUUUUGAACAACGUAUUGCACGUCCAUUACUAGCGUUUAAACGUGAUUUAAGUCGUCCUAUAUCUGAAGCUCGUGUACCAACUAAUCACGAAUCAUUAUCAUCAUCAAAUCGUACAUGUCAAGAAUCUUCAUUAUCAUCAUCACCACUUGAAAUAAUUGAUGUUGAUACAAAUAAUUCAUUUAAAUCUUUAUUUGAUAAAGUACGAAAUUCUUUAUCACCAUCAAUUAAACGACGAACAUCCGAAAAUCCAACAAAUGUUGAAACAAAAAAUAUAUUAAAAGAAAAUCAAAAUUUAUCUGUAAAUAUUUCAACAAAUAAACAAUCACAAAAACAUCGUUUACGUCAAAAAAGUGUUUCAUUUGCUGAAAAUAUUGCUACUGAUAAUGAUAGUGACAGUUAUAGUCAAUAUUCAAUUGAUGAUCGAAAUGAAAUUGUUCGAAAUGCUCAAACACUUGCUGAUAAAAUAUUAAUUGCAAGUAUUGAUGCAACAGCAGCAACUAAACUAGAAACAACAGAUAAAUUAUCAAAUAAUAGUGACGAUGAUUUUGAACAAGAUUUUCAUCAAACAAUAAAACCAAGACGUAUAUCAAUAAAUAAUGUAGAAGAAUUAGUUUAUCAAGAUUUAUCAGCUGAAAUUGUUGCUUAUGUAUUAAAACAUGCUUUAAGAACAUUAAAAAAAGAACAACAUGAAUUAACUAUCAAUCAGAAUAAACAAGAUGAAGAUUUUAUUGAUUUAAAAUAG